AGACAGAAAUCAGAGAGAGAGAGAGAGGUUGGUGCGUGGUUUGUAAGGUGCUUGCUUGUAGCAUUUUGCUGAUUUUAAUUUACAGUGAGCACAGGAAAGAAGAGGGUAAAGAAGACAGAAGUGUUAACAGAAAACACAAACAUGUUCGAUGGAGUACCAGACCAGUUCCACCAAUUCAUAACUCCAAGGACCUCACAACCUCUUCACUUACCUUUCCCUCUCCAUGCUUCAGGAACCCCCAAUACCACCUUCCCUUCCAAUUUUGAUCCUUAUAACAACCCUUCUCAUCAAUUGCCACUCCAACCCAACAACCUCUUGCACCCAUUACACCACAAAGAUGAAGAGAAGGAAGAAAACACAACCACCGUCCCAAUGAACUUCGAAAUCCAAAGAGAUCAAAGGCAACAACUUCCUGAACUAAUUGAUCCCUGGACUACCGAUGAAGUGCUUACCCUCUUGAGGAUCAGAUCUAGCAUGGAAAGUUGGUUCCCAGAACUCACUUGGGAACAUGUCUCAAGGAAACUAGCAGAGCUUGGAUAUAAGAGGAGUGCAGAGAAGUGCAAGGAGAAGUUUGAAGAAGAGAGUAGAUAUUUCAACAACAACAUCAAUUACGCCAAGAAUAACAAUAAUAGUACCAGCAAUUAUCGGUUUCUUAGUGAGCUUGAACAACUUUAUCACCAACAAGGGAGUAGUGGUGAUCAUCUUGAAAAGAUGACUCAGCCACCACUGCAGAAACAAGGCAGGAUGGACCACCAUGCAUUGGAAUUGGAAGAGGAAGAAGGGGAUUCGAGAAACGUUAUUGUUGACGCAUCGGUGACAAAAAUACAAAGCGACGAGGCACUUGCGGUGGAAAAGAUCACAAAGGACCGCAAGAGGAAGAGGUCUGAUAGGUUUGAGAUGUUCAAGGGUUUUUGCGAGAGCAUUGUGCACAAGAUGAUGACUCAGCAAGAAGAGAUGCACAACAAGCUCCUUGAGGACAUGAUGAAGAGAGAUGAAGAGAAGUUCACCAGAGAGGAAGCUUGGAAGAAGCAAGAGAUGGAGAAGAUGAACAAGGAGCUUGAGAUGAUGGCACGUGAGCAGGCUGUUGCAGGUGAUAGACAAGCCAAAAUUAUCCAAAUCCUGAACAAAUUCUCAGCCACUACUUCGUCCCCUGCAAGCCACACCCUCAAGAAGGUAAACACCCACAUUUCACAAAACCCUAAUCCUUCACAAACAGAAAACCCUACUUUAAGUGUUGCACAAGACACACUGAUUCCUUCUACUUCUUCUACUUCAACUCCAGCUCCAGCUCCUCCCCAGAACCCUAGUUCUUGUUCUCUAAAUAGCCAGAAUAAUAAUCAUAUUAAUAAUAAUAUUCCAGUAGAGAAAAAUUCGAUUUUGAAUAAGGGGUCCUCAUCAAAUGAGAAAGACGAUGUUGGGAGAAGGUGGCCAAAGGAUGAAGUGUUGGCACUCAUAAACCUGAGGUGCACCAGUGUGAACAACAACAACAACAAUGAGGAGAAGGAAGGGAACAACAAGGUCCCUCUGUGGGAGAGAAUCUCACAAGGGAUGUCGGAGUUGAGAUACAAGAGGAGUGCAAAGAGGUGCAAAGAGAAGUGGGAGAACAUAAACAAGUACUUCAGGAAAACCAAGGAUAUUACUAAGAAGAGGUCCCUUGACUCAAGAACUUGUCCCUACUUUCAUCAGUUGAGCAGUCUCUACAAUCAAGGAAAACUCGUUCUACAAUCUGAAAGCCACUUGAAUAAUACUCCACCUGAUCAGAAUCCCGAGCAAGUAAAACCAGAUCAAACAACACAAGCUCAUGAGUCUUCUUCGCAGGUGGGGUCUGGUAGUGGUUUCAGUGUUCAGCAACAGCAGGUACCUUCUUUGGAUUUUGAUCAGUUUUAAUUCAUUGAUUUUUCCAUGUUCUGUCACAUAAUAAGAAGUGUACCACCUCUUUUUUGUAUUUUUGUUUUUUGGUUGAUGCUGGCUAUCUUUAAUAUAGCAUAUAAAUUGAUUGUGUAUAUUUGAAAGAACUUAGAAUUUGGCGAGCACCGACAGCUAUAGCUAGUUUGAGGAAUGAGAACUAUUAAUAUUUCUAUUCCGGUGUAAGUGUUAUUUUCAUAUAUAUUCUAUUUUAUUUUAUUUUA
This is a messenger RNA of Glycine soja, 2129 nucleotides long. Its product is annotated as trihelix transcription factor GTL2-like. The record is from RefSeq and is a predicted model, not a curated record. The transcript is spliced from 2 exons. Lineage: Eukaryota; Viridiplantae; Streptophyta; Magnoliopsida; Fabales; Fabaceae. The coding region runs from base 142 to 1887 and encodes 581 amino acids.